Molecule: messenger RNA, 4767 nt
Organism: Pungitius pungitius (ninespine stickleback)
Lineage: Eukaryota; Metazoa; Chordata; Actinopteri; Perciformes; Gasterosteidae
Gene: plekha4
Product: pleckstrin homology domain-containing family A member 7
Exons: 24
Coding region: 391-3912 (1173 amino acids)
Source: RefSeq, a predicted model, not a curated record
CUUUUAUUUUGGUUUUUCUUUCUUUAGCGGUCCACUCUGCGGCUUCGGGACACAUUCCAAAUGUCGUCUCUCAUACCGGCCCCCGUCCCUGCUGCCAUAUUGGUUUUCACACAGUCCCGGGGGGGGGGGCCCUCCCUGCCACCGCGGCGAUGCAGCUGUCACCUGUCAGUUCCUGGGUGGGGAUGCUCAUUGGCCCGUUGGGGCUCAGAAUAGAACCGGGCGAGGUUUCUCUCACAACGCCGAGCCUCUCCCGAGAGGAUGAGCGGGGCGACCGGGGAAAGCGGCCGUGACAACCGCGCGGGAAUGUGGCGUUUGUGUGCCCGGAGGUCACAGGGGGCCGUUUGUCGAGGGGACUGACUGCCCUCCGGAGGGGGUGGGAGGGGUAACCGAAUGGACGACCAGGACAGAGUGAGCCAGACAUCCAGCGUGGCCACCAUUUCCUACUUUCCCGUCAGAAAGAGUGAAAGUGACGGAAAGGUGCAAACAUUCGGGAAGAGAUGUCUUGCUGCCAAGAGAGACCCCAAUUGUCCUGUAGUCAUCAGAGGAUGGCUCAACAAAAAGGACAGCUCUGGUUUGAAGCUUUGGAAGAGAAGGUGGUUUGUCCUCUCCAACUACUGUCUGUUUUACUAUAAAGACAGCAGAGAGGAAUCCGUGCUGGGCAGCAUCCCACUCCCCAGCUACAAAAUCCUGUUCUGCACACCCCGAGAAUGCAAGAGCAGGAAGUUCACCUUCAAGGUGGUGCACCAGGGAAUGCGCUCUUACUUCUUCAGUGCCGACACUCAGGAGGACAUGUUGGGUUGGGUCCGAGCCCUCAGCCAGUCCGCCGCAAUGGAGCCAAACUGCUCCCUGAACAGGCGUUGCUCGAGUUAUCAGGAUUUCACGCAGAUCGGUGGCAGCAGUGAGUCUCUGGACUUCCCCAGAACCCCCUCGGAUGGAGCGGGUCGCUCCCAGAGACACAAACAUGUCAACAGGACCCUGAGCGAACCGAGUCGCCUCCCCGACGAGAGGACGGAGGAGCCGAGGGGGAGGCGGGGCCUGCGUCAGAGGAACAGCAGCAGAACGCCGAGCCCUGCGGAUUUCAGCAGAAGGAGAGCCUGCGACCCCCACCAAGAGGAAGACCUUCUCCCCCCCGGCCAAAUCACGCCGCCGCCUGCGCCGACGGAGAUGAUGGGAGCGGGUUCGCUGACCCCGAGGGGCCAUCUGGGGUCACGACCCCACACCCCGGUGGGAAGGGUGGACAUUCGACCUUGCGAUGACGCGGCCACGGCCCUGCCGACCAUCUACUACGCACCCGCCUCGCCUAACCUGGAGUUCAAGUCCACCCCGAGCACCCCGGUCACGGAGAGGUGGCCCAAGCUGUGCAAGCCUACGCCGACCUACGGGUCCGUGCAUCACACACCGGGGGGGAGGCGACACUCGGGAAAGGGCUCAUCCACGGGGCCGCACGCAGACGCACUGCCCCCUCUGCCCCCCUCAUCGAGAGCCGCACAUGCUCCCCAACACCCCCCCCACCACCACCACCACCACCACCACCAUCACCACCACCGCAGCAACGUGUCCGUUUGUGUGCUUCCGCCAGCCGCCCCAAAUCCUGACCCGAGGGAAACCCCACCGAUCCGGCCUCUUGAGAGCGACGCAGACGUUUUGUUGACGCGGUUAUGUGGGUGUGACAAGCUGCUCCAGUCUCUUUCUGAAGAACUGGCCCAGCUGCAAAUGGAUAAGGACAGCGUCGAGUGUGCGUUAGAUGUGUCCAGACUUCAGCUGGAUGAGUGGGCGAGCCGGGGGCCCAGGGCCCAGGAAGAAGCCGUGACCCAGAAGGCCCUGCUGCAGGAAGACCUGGUCACAAUCCGGGCUCGAAUGUGUGACGUGUCAUUGGAAAUGGAGAGGGUGUGGAGUCAAUACGAGCGAAUGGAGAGCGAACUGGCGGUUAUCCGUUCCCACCUUCAGCACAUCUGUAGCUUUGGAAUGCCACAGGACCAGUCUCAGGCCCAGAGAGAGCUGUGGAUGAUGGAGGACAUCCUCACUGGACUCAAGAUCAAUAGGGAUCACUUCCGCUUCCUCCUGGGACUCCAGAGGACCCACACCCCAGCGUUCCAGCCGACGUCCCCACAUCCUGCGUCCCCAGGGUCUCCCACUGGGAGGCCGCAGAGAGGAUUCCCAAUGGAGGCGGAGCAAGAGCCACCGCUCCGCCCACCGUUACCCCAGGAGCUGCAGGAGAGCCUCCUCGGGAGGGGGCGAGGCCCGGGCCGGACAGAGUCCCCAUACGAGGGAAUCUACGGCCACACUUUUGAUCCUGUACAGAGAAAAGGAAACAGCCAGAUGGAUUUUCUUUAUAUGAAUAUUGGUUGGUGCAGACAUAUAAACAAGAAAUCUGGUUCAAAGUGGAUGCCACCAGAUACGAUGAAUCAAUCAACCAAGAAGAUGAAGAUGAGUGAAGAAGAGCAAAUUGAACGGAUGAAGAGGAAUCGGGAGAGGUUGACGAAUAGGAAGAAAGCUCCCGUACUCGCGCUAGGCCAAAGUUCAGCCCCAGGAGAGGAGGCCCCGUUUCCCCUGCGAGUGACACGGGUCGUCACAGCCGUCCUGCCAUCCUCCGCUGUGGCCAGACGCGUCUCUGUCGAGGACCCCCCGCCCGAACUGGACAACCCGUUGCCCGAGCAAAUGCCGCCGGAGACGCACCACAGCAUGUCGGGGCGAAGCGCGUCGAUAAAGCAACCCCGGGGCCCGCCGCCGGGGGGUCGGGAUCGGACGCAGACGCGCCACGAGGAGCCCGUGGUGAGGACAAAGAGACAUCAGGGAAUACUGAGGUCUUCCAAGAAGGAGAAACGCUCGGAGGCAAACAGAGCCGGGCCAACAGAGACCUCGAGGGACCGAGUUCAAGGCGACGCAGCUGAAGCACCAGGGAGUGAGAGCUCGGAUGCCAUCGUAGCAGAUGACCGGCGAGCCACCCUCCUGACCCCCGACAUGGACCCUGACCCCUGUCUGACCCCGGAGCAGCGAGAGGCCAAACUUCGUCGCGUGGAACGAAUACGAGAGAGAAUCAUAAGAAGUGCGGUCAGACAGAGAGAUGCUGCACUCCCUCAGCUGCCAAUCAGGGGGGAGGGGCAGGAAGCUCAUCAGGUGACCCCCGACGCAGCGAGAAAACAAAGGAUGAAAUCAGACCAUAGAUCCUAUGGAAGCUGCGAUCACAUCAGAGGUUCUGCAGAGCUUCAGCCUUCUGGUGGAAUACCUCAGAAUGGAGAUGAAAGAGAUCAAGUCAAAUGUGGGGACAAAACGCAAGACAAAGACCACAGCGUGAGAACAGGCGUCGCCAGGAAUAAAACCAAACGCCCAGCUUCCCCCUACCACCUCUCCUCCAUGACCGUCUAUCAGAAAGAUGGAGGCAAAGGGCUCGCAAGUUGCACUGGUGUGGAGGAGCGAAAGCCCGAGGGUGAAGGCGAUUCGCCUUCCUCCGACCUGAGAGCCAAGUGGUUCCUCUCCUCCAACCAGUGGCAAGGGUUCGCGCCUGUGCAGAUCCCCGGCGCAGACGGGCGCGGCGAGGAGGCGUCAGGCGACGUGACCGAUUCCAACGAAAUGUCCUCGGCGGUCAGCGAGAGCCUGGAGAAAAUGAGAGAGAACCAUUCACUCUUCUACAAGAUUACAUGUGAUAUCGCCAUUUCAGACACAGAUAUUGCGACGGAUGACGGGAAACCGAACCCCCCAUGCAGGACCGACGAAGAAGAGCUGCAGAUCAUUGAAUCUGUGGACGUCCCUCCUGAGGAGCGCGAGGACGCCUCCGGGCGGGACAGACAGCCGGGUGUUGGAGACGGUGAGCGCGCGAGGUCAAGAGAAGCGCCACGCUCAGGGGAGGAGUCAGGGGAGGACACGGAGGAGGACCCAGGGAGGACCCGAGAGCCCGGAAAUGUCCCAGGUUAAGCGAGGACGGCGAGGAGGCGGCCCCCGAAGGAAGCAACGGCCGCCCCGCCAGGCCCUCCAGCUGCCUCUACGAGGGCGGGGGCGGGACUCGCAGCUCCUCUUUUGGGAACGCACGGGUGACGGUGCUGAGGACGAGCUUGUAGAUGCAGGAGCACCAACAAGCUCGUCUUGGGAAGAACAAGAAUAGAGUCAAGUGAUUUUUUUUGGGGAGGGGGGGGAAGACUGAAGAAGAGGAACAUAUAAUGUCAGAAAUAGUCCCAAAAUUUGAUAAACUCAUACAUUUCCAUUAUAUUAGGUCUGAAAAGGAUGCAAUUGUAGUAGAAAGUUUAACAAAUAUGUAUUUUUAAAGUAUUUAAAUCUAAUAUCUAUCCUGCAGGUUGUUUUUUGUUGGUGAUAAAGAUCAUGUGUAGUAUUAUUUCAUUCAUCCUAAAACAUCCAUCUAACACCGAAUUGAUGAGGAAUGCUGCUUGUGGACAUGUCAACAUAACCCAGUUGUCCCCGCAACGCCUAAUGUGUUUUGUAUCUCAAACACCCCGAUGAAUAAAAAAUACCCCGAAACACCGGCUCCGGGCUUCGUUUGUGCAAGAAACUCUCCAUUCAAAUAUUCCCCCCCCACCGUGGGCCGCAUAGGUUCUGCUCUCUGACGAGCCCUGAUGCAGAAUUAAACCGCGCCGGUAAAAAAGGCCUUUGUCACUUUAAAUCCUUGCCGUGUCUCUGUCGAUGACAUCAUUGUCUAAGAACACAUUACAUCACCCCUUCCCAGGCUCUCGCUCUCUUAAAGACAGCACCACCUUAUGUUUACUGGGCUACACACGCAUAUGCACCGAGAGAGAGAGAGAGAGAGAGAGAGAGACC